AUAUACAUAGCCCUCCAAAUGCUAAAAACAGCACUUUAGUUUUUAGAGUGUACCUGUUUUCCUACCUAAAUUUAAAGUCAUUGGAAUUAUCAAAUCUGGAUACUUUUGACUUCUCAAAUAAAUGUUUUGAGUCCUAUGAAGCUUUAUAUUGGAUUUUUUUACAUUGUAUAGAUAUUAUAAAUGUCCGGGUCCAAACGAUAAGCAUGUAAGUUCUAGCCGUAAGGGAGGCACAUGUACCAAAUUAGGCUGACAAGCAUGCAAAGAAAGCGAAGAAGAAGAAGAAAAUAAGAAUGAAAAGAAAAACAAUAAAGAAGAAGGAGAAGAUUGAAAAGAAGGAGAAGAAGAACAAACAAAUGACACAAAGAAUUUUAGAAACUAUAUAUUUUAUAUUUUUAACAAGCUUCAUAGUUCGAAUAAUUAUGAACAAGCGAAGUUUAAAUAAGAGGGGGUUCAACCUACUACCUGAAUCCACUACUAACACCAUAUACCAAUAGCACCGACUUCAAUCACUCUUACAUAAUUAUGUUAUAUAUUCCCUGUCUUUCCAAAGAUGGUGGGGUCGAAAUGACAGCGGUCGACUUGACCUCAAUGGACGAGACGAAUACGACGACGACGACGAUGACGAGCCAGGUUGAGGCGACCAAGCAGGAUGAGAACGUCGAUGAUAAAGAAAGUAUUCAAAUGGAUGACAGUGGGAGAGACACAUUUAAAUACAGGAAAAGCGUCAAGCUACUUAUACCCAUUAGACUCAAGCCUACAAAUCAACAAUAUUCACCGUUGGAUCACUGUGGACUUCUUUCAUUCGUAUGGCUGUCAUGGAUGACGUCCUUGUUCUUCAAGGCUUAUAAAAAGACGCUCGAGUAUGCCGAUCUUGGAACGAUGUCGGAGUAUGACAGAGGCGAUUAUAACGGAGAUAGACUGGAGAGACUGUGGAUGGAAGAAGUGGCUCUGAGUGGUAGUGAGGAGGAAGCUUCUAUCGGGAGAGUAGCCAUUCGCUUUGUAAGGACUAGGCAGAUCAUAUCAGCUGCUGUGCUUGUCGUCGCGCUGAUGGCGUCUUUCGUCACAUCUGCUGUCCUUGUACAUAGGUUACUGGAGUACACUGAGGAGGAGAAGGUCGACCUCUGGUACGGCAUCGUACUCGUUGUCUGUAUCUUCAUCCUCCAAAUCGUCCGGAUAACGGGCGACGUCUUCUCUCGCUCAUUCAACUGUCGAACAGCCACACGUCUACGGAGCGGUAUGCUGACUAUGGCGUUUCGCAAGCUAGCUAACCUAAGGAGUCUACAGCAACACAGUGUCGGGGAGAUUGUGAACAUAUGUGCCAACGACAGUCAACGUCUCUUCAACGUAUGCGUGGUAGGAAACUUCCUGAUCUCCUCCCCAGCCUUGCUUCUAGCAACCCUCAUUACAACACAGUUCAUAGUCGGAACUGGGGCGUUGAUCGGGACACUCGCAACAUUCAUCUUGUUCGUCCCUAUGCAGGUCAUAGCUGGUAAGACCAUAUCGAAGAUAAGAAUACAAUGUAUCGAGAUCAUCGAUGUCCGUGUCCAGAAGAUGCAUGAACUUGUCACUUACAUUAAACUGAUCAAGAUGUAUGCCUGGGAGCUACCAUUCGCCAAGUCAAUAAAAGCUUUACGCCGCCAAGAAAAGUCGCAUUUGGAAAAGGCGGGAAUGUUGCAGAGUUUCAGUCUAUCCAACGUUCCCAUCAUUCCAAGUCUUGCUUCAGUCCUAUCCAUCAUCAUCCACAUCUAUAUGGGCAACUCACUCACUGCAGCUGAGGCGUUCACUCUCGUGUCACUUCUGAACGUUUGUCGGGCUGUUAUUGGACCUGCUCCCUUUGCAGUCCGCAUGCUGGCUGAAUCUAACGUUGCACUGGAUCGACUGAAGUCAAUCAUGAUCAUGGACCAAGCGAAAGCGAAUGAGAAGCUUGAAGAUAGUAGUGAGAACAUGGUUGAAAUCAGAGGAGGAGAGUUCGGAUGGGAUGACAUCUCACACAACGAAGAUGCGAUCCAAGAUGACAUCACCAUGGAAACUACCUCCGAAGAUGAGAACAAAAAUGAAGUUAUCGACACGAAUGGUAGCGGUGAACCAGAAGUGAUGAUAAAGAACGGAUCACACAAUGCUGCCGAUUCAAAUGGAAUUAAAGAACAGACAUCUGACGUAAAACAACACGAGUGUAAUAGUGUGACUGAUGAAUUCUCGAAUAAUAUUGUAUCAGUACUUUUCGAUGUCAACUUUGACCUCCCAAAUGAACAUUUGGUUGGAGUAUGCGGAUCUGUCGGCAGCGGGAAGUCUUCGCUGGUCAAUGCCAUCUUAGGUCAGAUGGAGAAGGUCAAAGGCACUUGCAAGGUCAGGGGAAAGUUCGCUUACGUUGCGCAGGAAGCCUGGAUAUUCAACGCCACAGUGCGAGAGAACAUUCUCUUUGGAAAACUGAUGGACGAGAAGCGUUAUGCUAUGGUCCUAGAUGCCUGUAGCCUCAAACAAGAUCUGACGAUCUUAACCAAUGGAGAUGAAACAGAGAUCGGUGAGCGAGGAAUCAAUUUGAGUGGUGGUCAGAAGCAGAGGGUCAGUCUUGCCCGUGCUGUGUAUGCUGAUCAUGACGUGUAUUUCCUAGAUGAUCCGUUGAGUGCUGUAGACACACACGUCGGAGAACACAUCUUCAAGAGGUGCAUCAAUGGAGUCUUAAACGAGAAAACCAUUUUGUUCGUCACACACCAGCUUCAGUACUUACAAGACUGUGACUCUGUAGCAGUGAUGAUGAAUGGCCGAAUCAAGGAACAAGGAAGUCACAGUGAACUCAUGUCAGAGAAAGGAGAAUAUGCUCGACUUAUCACCACACACUGCACGUACCUCGAAGAUAUACUCGAAGAAGAAGACGAAGUCUUUUCCUCCAGAACCAGAGAGCGUACUAGACGAAUUUCGUCGCCGACGGCGAACAGUGGAAACCAAAGAAGACGGAAAUCAUCGACAAGCACAACAAUGCCACCAAUUACACAACGCAAAAGAAAGAGAUCAUCAACAUCAAGUAUUUCGAGUUAUGAUGACGCAGCUAUCGAUACUCAAGAAGAUGAUGGUCAGCUCAUGACAUCAGAAAUACGGUGUAGUGGACCACCGACCUGGGAGGACUACAGGGGUUACAUACAAGCAAUGGGAGGCUACAUUGCUGCCUACUCAAUCAUCUUUACCUACAUCGUGGUGAUUGGGAUGCUAACAUUUAACAACUGGUGGCUAGCUUACUGGAUAGAAGAGAGUAGCAACCGACCGUACAACGAGACUUUGGAUGAGGAAGCACCAUCGCUAGUAAACGACCCUCAUCUCUGGUUUUACAUGCUGGUGUACGGAGGUUCCCUACUUCUCAUCUUCAUUGUGGCUGCCAGUAAGAGUGUCAUCUAUAUGAAGCUUACACUAAAAGCAUCGUCCACGUUACACAAUAAUCUAUUCCGAGCAGUUAUACGUAGUCCAAUUAGUUUCUUUGAUACCACACCUACUGGACGAGUGCUCAACAGAUUCUCUAAAGAUAUAGAUGAGCUGGAUGUGAUGCUGCCAAUCAACAUGGAAAUGAGUCUUAAUUAUGUCCUGACGAUCGUUGCAUCGUUGAUCACCAUCUGCAUAGUAUUCCCGUAUUUCCUAUGCGCCGUCAUCCCAGUCAUCGUCAUCUUCUUCUUCAUCAUGUCCUUCUAUCGCAAGGGCGUCAACGACCUUAAGCAGUUGGAAAACGUGAGCCGAUCUCCAUGGUUUUCUCACAUCGGAUCGACUGCAAUGGGACUGGCCACCAUCCAUGCCUAUGGCAAGACCAAUGAUGUUAUCACGAAGUUCGUCGAUCUACUGGACGUGAACGCAUAUCCUUUGAUGCUGUUCCGGAUGGCGAACCGUUGGGCUGGAGCACGUCUUGAGCUACUUGUUGUUCUCAUGGUUACCAUCACCAAUCUCAUGGUUGUUCUCUAUCACGGUAAACUACCGGCCUCAACCGCUGGCUUUGCCGUCGCAUACGCAAUGCAGCUAACAGGGAAGUUCCAGUUGACAAUGAAUACGCUGACAGAUACCGAAGCACGAUUCUCUUCUGCUCAAAGGAUAAUGCAGUAUAUAAGGGACAUUAAACCAGAGGCUCCUGAAACCAUCAAGUCGAGGAUGCCCGAGAAAGGCUGGCCAAGUCGAGGGGAGAUCCGACUACAUCAUGUCGGGAUGAGAUACCGAGAAAACCUUCCGCUGGUUCUCAAGAAUGUAACGUGCACUAUCAAGGCAGGAGAGAGGAUUGGCAUCGUGGGGAGGACCGGAUCAGGGAAGUCUUCUUUGAGCGUUGCCUUGUUUCGUCUAGUGGAGGCUGUUAAAGGAACAAUAACUAUCGAUGAUGUCGAUAUAUCGGAACUUGGUCUAUUUGAUCUGAGAUCUAAGAUAUCCAUUAUUCCUCAAGAUCCUGUCCUAUUCAUCGGUACCGUAAGAUAUAAUUUGGACCCAUUUGGUGAAAAUAAUGAUGCUGAUCUGUGGCAAGCAUUAGAAAAGGCCUACAUGAGGGAGAAGAUUAGUUCUCUAGAUGGCGGUCUCGAUGCUCUUGUUGCAGAAGGAGGAGAUAACUUCUCUGUUGGUGAGAGGCAAUUGAUGUGUAUGGCGAGGGCACUGCUUCGGAAUAGCAAGAUCUUAUUCUUAGAUGAGGCGACUGCAGCCAUUGAUACAGAAACAGAUAGCUUGAUACAGCAGACAAUACGAACAGCUUUCAAUGACUGUACCACACUCACCAUAGCACAUCGACUUAUUACAGUACUAGACUCAGAUAAGAUUCUUGUCAUGGAUGAUGGAAAGGUUGCUGAGUUCGACUCGCCCAUAGCUCUACGGGCAAACCCAAAGUCUAUCUUCAGGGGGAUGUUAGCCGCAGCUGAAUCUCAGAACACCUAGCUCAAGAGUCUAUCCAGGAAAGGUGACGUCAGAGGUCGCACUCCGCCGAGUCAGAAAGCAGCGAUUGAGAAAGAUGUUUAGAGCUUGACGUAUUGUUAUGGUGCGCUAUACAAAUGCUUCAUAUUAGUCUAAUUACUGUUUGUACCUCCGGAAUCUUUUAUUUCUGCCAUAGUUUUAUAUUUACCUCACAUAUUUUAACGUACAUUGAACAAUUGUGCAACAUGGUAGCCAUUCAGGAAAACAGUGUCAUGGCUGAAUCUGAGAACAGCUAGCUAAAGACAAAUUAUUUCUAAGAUAUAAGAUGGUGUAAUUGGCAUUAGUUGAAUCAUAGAGGUAUUACAAAAUGGAGUCCCAGCUCGCUAUAUUGAUUGCAUACAGCUGACAUAAUUGAAAGGAUGCACAAAUGAAUCUCUGAAAUGCUUUGAUUCUUCGAUGUCGGAGGUUUCACGUCGCCGAGGUAGACAACAGCGAUUGAAAAAGAUGUUUAGAUUUUAAAGUAUUAUUAUGCUCAAUUAAUAUGAUGAAUCAAGAAGCACAAUAAGUAAACACGCAGUUGCAUUAUAAUCAUUUAUAGUAACAAAGCCUCAAAGUUUAAAAACUUCUUGAUAUAUAAAGCCUAGAAAGUGUCACAAACAUACGCUUCAUGUGCAGAGUUCAAGUCUCUUUCUCAUUCAUUCCAAGCACUGUAAUUCAGUAUUUCUAUCAUGAAAGCUUAUUCUGUAAAAUAAAACAUUUACUAUUAAUGCCCUCACAUGCCCACUCGAAAUAUUUCCAUUUGGUCCGGGAUGUUAGGACAAUUUAGGGGCAGUGUGAUGCAACUUUUAAAAACCCAACACUUUGCCCAUUGUUAGUGUCUCUUCGUUGUGCAAGAUGAGGCUAUCUGAAUGUUUUCAUCACCCGCAUGGGAAGUACAUGUACAUAUUUGUCAUGCUUUGUUUGGCGGCACAGAAGCUUCUUUUUUCUUCAAAGACAAGCACGUAUAGUAACUCCAGCUGUAUUAUCUCUUUGGUUUUACAACCUUUCGUGUUUACAGCCAGUACAAGUAUACGAGUACAUGCCAUUGUUACCUCUAGACGUUUUCACCUCUAGAGUUUUUACCUUUGACAUGUUUACCUCUGACAUUUGUUUACCUCUGACAUUUUUACAUCUGACAUUUUUACACCAAACCAUAUACAUAACACACGCUCCUGAUGUACGAUUUUUUCUUCUUCUCACUUUGAGUCAGUUCAUCAAUUUCUAAUUGUUUGAGGUAGCGUUUGGAAUAGUUAGGCUCAAACUUCAAUAAACAGAAUAUUCAUGGCAAUAGAAUCUCGAGUAUGUUCAGAUGUGUGGAAAUGUAGGCUUUUGUUUCCCUCUUCUGAGGACCCGAUAGGCCAAUUAGGAUAUCAAUUUUUCGUUUUGUAGUCAAAUUUAAUAUGUAUGUUUUUGUUAUGUGCCUCGUUACGAAUUGUUGUUUUUUCAUUCAUCUGUUACGAACAAAUUGUAUUUUGAUAUUCAGCAUGCAAAUUGUACAUAAUAACGUGUCGUUAGGUAUGAUAAGCUAUAAUGUUUGUCCAACCUAGCAACAACUAAUUAUAAUCGGUCUAACUAUAAGCCAGUUUGUAGUCGCUAACUUUGCAUGGGAAGAUAGUGGUCAUUUGUACAACAUUUUAAAACCCACCUAGUACUGAAAUACACUUAGAAUGAAACUUAUGUGAUCAUAAUUAUAAUGCACUGACAGUACGUUAUGUGGCACAUAUGUGGGAGUAUUCUUAUCAUGAGGGUAAACAGCGUUAUUUAUAUAAAAACUGAGUAUUAUUAUCAAUAUCAUAAACAGAAGGUAUUCAUAAAGUACAUCCAUGACUUUGGCAGCGGUGGUUAUUUUGAAAUGCACAAUUUGGGACUACUCCAAGUUUAAAAUAUUUGUGGAUAAUCCGGGUCAAUUGAACCGUGUGCUUAUAACGAACUGGUAUAUUGAGAGACAGGAUCAUAUCAAAUAUUUGUGGAUAAUCCGGGUCAAUUGAACCGUGUGCUAAUAACGAACUGGUCUAUUGAGAGACAGUAUCAUAUCAAAUAUUUGUGGAUAAUCCGGGUCAAUUGAACCGUGUCUUAUAACGAACCGGUUUAUUGAGAGACAGUAUCAUAUCAAAUAUUUGUGGAUAAUCCGGGUCAAGUGAACCGUGUCUUAUAACGAACCGGUCUAUUGAGAGACAGUAUCAUAUCAAAUAUUUGUGGAUAAUCCGGGUCAAGUGAACCGUGUCUUAUAACGAACCGGUUUAUUGAGAGACAGUAUCAUAUCAAAUAUCUGUGGAUAAUCCGGGUCAGUUGAACCGUGUGCUUAUAACGAACCGGUCUAUUGAGAGACAGUAUCAUAUCACAGGUUAGUGUAAUAAUUCUUUGCUAGGUAAACUUAUACUUUAAUUAUAUUGUAUUUUGUAUAACAAAUAAAGAAGGUCUUACUAUGCAACCAUUUUUGGGAGAUAAUGCUAUCCACUAAAAAAAAGUACUAGUG
Strongylocentrotus purpuratus (purple sea urchin) is the source of this 7378-nucleotide messenger RNA. RefSeq names its product multidrug resistance-associated protein 5-like. Gene Ontology annotation, molecular function: ATP hydrolysis activity; ABC-type transporter activity; ATP binding. The record is from RefSeq and is a predicted model, not a curated record. Gene Ontology annotation, biological process: transmembrane transport. The transcript is spliced from 26 exons. Bases 523 to 4887 code for a protein of 1454 amino acids. Lineage: Eukaryota; Metazoa; Echinodermata; Echinoidea; Camarodonta; Strongylocentrotidae. Gene Ontology annotation, cellular component: membrane.